UAGUCGUCUCCGUCUAUAAAGGCCCCCGCUCUUCACGUCCUUCCCUAUCAUCGAGUUCGACCCCUCAGACGGAGCCUAGCAAUCCAGAACUCCUCGAACUAGCAUCCGCCUCAGCUACUUCCCUCAGACUCAUUACAAUGUCGGCCUCCACUUCUUCGUCCUCCCAUGCCGUUUACGGAUACUGGAUGAAAUCCGAGACUCAGGACCAGAUUCGCGACAACGAUGUCCUUGUGACUGCGGUACGGGAGGCAUCUGCCCCCGAAGCCACGCUUGCUGCCCCUGCACCCGCGCAUGUAACCUCAUCUGCGCGUUCGCACCCUCAGGACCAAGAACUCGACGGCACUGAUGCCGUGGAUGACUUCUUUGGCCUCACCCGCACGACACGUCCUCGCCCGCUGUCUAGCACGAGCGACCUUCCCCCGCCGUACCCCAUCCAGGGAGACCUUCCCGCAUACUCCCCCGAGGAACAGCACGAGCCCGUCACGCUCGCCAUGCACCUCUUCAAAUACGGCUUCCUCUUCCCUCCGUUCUGGAUCAUUGGCACCAUCGUGCUCUUCUGCUCCCUAAACGCCCCUGCCGACUGGCACCCCGAGAAGACGGACCUCGCGCGCCAGCAGCUCUUGACCGAUAUUCGCGUUGUGGAAAGGCGAUGGGCCAAGCGCUGCGCGUACGCUCUCGUCGCGCUUACCCUCUUUGUGGUGGUCGCCGUGGUCAUCGCCCUCGCCGUCCUCAAGUGGUCUUCAUGAAGACAUCCCUUUCUCCAACCCUAGUGCCCGCAAUGACGCCCACACAAACCCAUUCGACUGCAACGUCGCAACGCCAGAGGAGCUCGGCUCUCCCUCGAGCGUCUGCUUACGCCAUACCUUCAUUCAUUCUUCGACAUCUCUGGUACGACAAACGACUGGAUCGAUGCCCCCCAUUCAAGCAACUCUUACUCUCGACUGUAGCGAUAACACCCAUGCCUGAUCGAUGAUUUCCC
This is a messenger RNA of Punctularia strigosozonata HHB-11173 SS5, 979 nucleotides long. RefSeq lists its product as uncharacterized. The record is from RefSeq and is a predicted model, not a curated record. Lineage: Eukaryota; Fungi; Basidiomycota; Agaricomycetes; Corticiales; Punctulariaceae. The transcript has 2 exons. The coding region runs from base 138 to 746 and encodes 202 amino acids.